Mugil cephalus (flathead mullet) is the source of this 1232-nucleotide messenger RNA. RefSeq names its product transmembrane protein 244 (gene tmem244). The record is from RefSeq and is a predicted model, not a curated record. NCBI's taxonomy places the organism in Eukaryota, Metazoa, Chordata, Actinopteri, Mugiliformes, Mugilidae. The transcript has 6 exons. Bases 81 to 605 code for a protein of 174 amino acids.
CCGACACACUCUGGCACACUCUGGCACACUGAAAUCUGCACAUGUAGCCUGCGUUCUCUCAUUUAGACCAGCAACCAUUCAUGUUGUUGGACUACUGCUGUCGUUGCUGUGGAGUCGCACUCAUAAAACGCCAUGGACCCCUCUCGCUCAAGUCUACGCCCAGUGAGACCUUGGUUGUUCUGCAGAAUCUGCUGAUGUGCAUGGUGAGCUUCUACUCUCUCUACUACAUGGUGGUCAGUCUCUGCAUUGGGCUGCUCAGGGUUCAUGAUAUCAACAGCUUGUUGACUCCGUUCGACUACACAACACAACCAUCAUGGCAGAACCCCAAAUACCUGGUCGGAGUAAUCUCCACAGAAGUCACCUACAUUUUGGGAGGGCUGGUGUUCGCCUGGAUCGUGGAGGAGUGGGUCUGGGAUUACGCCAUAACUGUGACACUGCUGCACGUCGCAAUGACUGUAGCAGUGAUGUCAGAUUUCCCUUCAGCUGAGCACUGGUGGAUAGCUCUGGGUUUGGGCCUGGUGAUGAUGAUAUUUGGAGGACAGCUCCUGGCCUACAAACUCUUCCGGAGCAACUUUGUGUAUCCAGCUGAACUACAGAACUUCUAAAGUACACAAGGAAAGCUUUUAACAGGCUUAUUGACUGAUCUCCGGUCCGGAUGAGAGCCAUGGGUUCACUUUACAUUUUACGUCUACGUUCAUGUUAAUAUUGGAUAUUUAUGAUAUAUAUUGUUCGUCUUUAACUUAGUUCACUAGCUAAAAGUCAAAUCCCACCUUGUACAAACAGUUUUUUAAAAAAGAUAUUCUGUACAGUUUAAAUAUUAUUUUGUAUUGUUUCUUUACACAAUUCACACUGUAAGCUGAAAACCGUAAAAUACUAACUAUUAUUUUACUGAUGGAUAUUUCUGCCAUGGUGAGUUUAGUCAGUUAUCUAUUUAUUUAUUUUUUUACCAUAAUGUAAAAAUUAAAAUAAGUCACAUUACAACAUCUGCAUAUAGUUUAAUUGGCUAAUAAAUAAAAAUAAAAACUACUCAGAAUGCAAGCAAAGUUCUGAUGUGCUCAGACAGUUGGGUUAUCAGAAAAAAAUCCACAUUUGUUCCCCAUUUCAUUCUUAAAAUAUGAGUGGAUGCUAUCUAAUGCUCAUGUCGACGCUUCAUGUAAUCCUUGUUUUGUUGCCUCUGUGUAUUAGUUCAAAUCUGUUGGGAGAUUUCAUUAAAUAUUUGAUGAUAUUUGAAG